GUACUUCUACUUGAGUGAAGGAUGUGUGUACGUUUGCCAUCUCUAAUGAAAUACAAUAUACAAAAUAUACAUGAACAAUAAUUGUUUUCAGAUUGUUGGAAAAAAACGUUGCUCAGUUUUGCAAUCUUGAACAUACUACUAUACUACGAUACUGGUACCUUGCGUCUCAUCAUGUGAAAGGCUAGCUUACUUGUAGUGGACGUGGACGUCAAAAGUUGAAAACAAAGUUCAGUUAGGUUCAAUGCUCACCAUGCUAUCCCGCGAAGUGACAGCAUAACUGGUGGCUAUGGAGGAAGAUAAGAAGAAUUUGGGAUCAGUCUUGGCCCCAGAUCUAGGAGGAGAGGAGCCAGCUCUAGAUAGACCAGAGAGUUUGGGCCCAGAAGCAGUGAUUGGCAGGCAGCUCAGCGAACCAGGGCGCUUUGCUUAUGCUGGGCUCUGUGGGGUGUCUCUGGGCCAGUUGUUCCCAGGUGCCGAGAACAGGUGCUUCCGAGAGCAGUAUCUGCAGGGUCUGGUGGCCUGGCUGGGCCUAGAUGAGUCCGUCAUGCCUGUAAUGGGGGCCUUCUUGGCAGGGCUGGGCUUCGAGGGUAGCGACACCUUCCUCUCCAUCCUACAGGCGGAACCACUCUUGUCUGCUGGAGCGACCCCCAUCACACAGGACCUGGUUUCUUUCUCUGUCAAAGAUGCCCAGUACGACGCCAGGUCUCGGGUCCUCAUCCGCCAUGUCAGCUGUCUGCUCCGAGUCUCCACUCAGCAUCUGGAGGAGUUUGAGGAGUCUCUGGGCGAGAGACUGAGGGAGGGAGUUGAGGAGAGCGAAGAGGAGUCAUCUCGACGACAGAGGAAGGAGAGAGGGCGCAAACUACGUCGCUACCUCCUCAUUGGCUUAGCCACUGUGGGCGGAGGAACUGUGAUAGGGGUGACUGGUGGACUGGCAGCGCCGCUGAUGGCUGCGGGCGCGGGGGCAGUGCUGGGAGCAGGGGGGGCGGCAGCUCUGGGUUCAGCUACGGGCAUCGCCAUCAUUGCGUCCCUGUUCGGAGCAGCUGGGGCCGGUCUGACUGGCUACAAGAUGAAUAAGCGAGUGGGAGCGAUAGAAGAGUUUGAGUUUCUUCCUCUGAGCUCAGGGAAGCAUAUGCAUCUGACUGUUGCUGUGACUGGCUGGCUGUGCAGUGGCAAAUACAAUUCGUUCCAGGCGCCGUGGGGCAGUCUGGGCACGUGCGGGGAGCAGUACUGCCUGGUGUGGGAGUCUCGCUUCCUCAGGGACCUGGGCUCAGCCAUGGCCUCGCUACUGGACGGCCUGGUCAGCAUGGUGGCCCAGGAAGCCCUCAAAUACACCAUCCUCUCAGGUAUCGUGACAGCCCUGACAUGGCCCGCCUCUCUCCUGGCGGUGGCCAGCGUUAUAGACAACCCCUGGUGUGUCUGUCUCAGUCGUUCAGCGGAGGUGGGUAAACACCUGGCCCAGGUUCUGAGGAGCAGGCAGCAGGGAAGGCGUCCCGUUAGUCUCAUCGGUUUCAGUCUAGGAGCCAGAGUUAUCUACUUCUGUCUACAGGAGCUGGCCAAUGACCAAGGUUGUGAGGGAAUGGUGGAGGAUGUUAUCCUGCUGGGAGCUCCAGUGGAGGGCUGUCAGAAAGCCUGGGAGAGGAUGGCCAAGGUGGUUGCUGGAAGGAUAGUUAAUGGCUACUGCAGAGGGGACUGGCUCCUGGGUUUCCUGUACAGGGGUUCGUCUGCACAGAUGUCCGUCGCAGGGCUACAGCCAAUCAUCUUGAACGAUCGGCGCAUAACUAACGUCGACCUGUCAUCUGUGGUAAAAGGUCACCUGGACUACAUGCGUCAGAUGGACACCAUCUUGGUGGCGGUGGGCGUGCCCACCAGAGAAACUCCCGGAGCAUCGGCAGGUCCUCUUCAACCAAUCACAAUAUCAAACGGGAAAGUGGACUUCCUUGACCAAUCACUGCAGAAAGAGGGGAUGAACGAGCAGGAUGUUGAAAGUGGCUCGGUUAGUGUAGAGAUGGUGGGGAGAGGAGAGGAGAGGGGAGUGAAGGAGAUGGAGGAUACGGAUGACGGUUGGGACGUCCCCGAUAUUUCAGAUCUGCUUGACUCCCUGAAUGAUACAGGUGUUGAAUAUGGAACAGUAGGUAGGGAUAAUUCACCACACAGUCAUGUGGAGACUCGUUCGCAAACAGAAAUCGUUACCCCUCUUGAGCGUGAAGAGGUGGAGUCAGGUGGAGCAGAAGGGGAGGAGUCAGGUGGAAUAGGAGAGGCGGAGUCAGAUGGAGCAGAAGGGGAGGAGUCAGGUGGAGCAGAAGGGGAGGAGUCAGGUGGAGCAGAAGGGGAGGGGUCAGACAAUGAACACCUGUCCUGGAGUUGGGACACACACUGGACCACUGAAAACACGCAACAACAUUCACGCACAGGACACAAGUUGCAGGACCAACUGUCUGAUUGCGAUCCCACUUCUCAAAUUCCAAAAUCACACUUGAGUGAUGGUAGACGGCCUUUGCAUUCUCAAAAGAAUAAGAUUUCGGAACACACAAACGACUCAAAUGGCAAAUUAAAAUGAUGAACUCAGACUACAGGAACUAACCAUAAAUUCAAUUGGAACCUUUUUAGAUUUAUUUAACAAUGUGACCUUAACAUGUAUUGUCUGUAAUAUUUUACGGAUGAUUCUACUGUGAAAAAAAUGUGUUGCAUAAUUUAUCAGUAUUGAGUUUAAAAGUAUUCUCGGAAUGUGUAUAUACAAUGUAAAUUACAAAACUACAUUUCAAAUACAAGACUGUAAACCUAACUGUUUUUUGGUG
This is a messenger RNA of Osmerus eperlanus (European smelt), 2792 nucleotides long. RefSeq names its product transmembrane and coiled-coil domains 4 (gene tmco4). The transcript has 14 exons. Lineage: Eukaryota; Metazoa; Chordata; Actinopteri; Osmeriformes; Osmeridae. Bases 287 to 2554 code for a protein of 755 amino acids. The record is from RefSeq and is a predicted model, not a curated record.